Entrophospora candida is the source of this 568-nucleotide messenger RNA. NCBI's taxonomy places the organism in Eukaryota, Fungi, Glomeromycota, Glomeromycetes, Entrophosporales, Entrophosporaceae. The record is from the annotation of a GenBank genome assembly.
AGAAACUGACAAAAAUAGUGAUAGUGUGUUGCAAGUUGAUUCACAAUUGGAGAAUAUUUAUCUAACAGAGCUUUCAUUGGUUGAGAUUUUGUUUUUACCUGAAAAUAAUUUGCUUGAUCCAAUUAAAAGUAAAUUUCAUGAAAAAGAGUGGAGAUAUUCAGAGCUAGCUUGGGCUAAAGCUGAAGAAAAAAUUGUAAAUGUAAUUCCAAAAUAUUCAGAUCCAAUCAACAAGGAUAUUAAAAUAUUAUUAGAUAAAUAUAGUCGUGCUCUUGAAAAAGCAACAAAAAAAUUUGAUGUAAAUCUUAACCAACUGGCAAAUGUUAUCACUGAAAAUCCUUUUUUGAACUGGUCAUACAUUUUUGGUAAAGAUUGGCCAGUCCAAUGGAUACAGAAAAUAUAUAGUAAAUUUUUAAUAUGUUUUCAGACACCAAUAAAUCUUAUUCAUGAUAGCAAUACAUCGGAAUAUGAAUAUCAUGAUUGGAUAAUUAAUCAAUUGUGGCAAGAUGUUUUUCUGGAUGUGAAUGGGGUACUAGGGGGUACUAGGGGUGAAGUUGAGAAUGCAAGUUGA